Molecule: messenger RNA, 606 nt
Organism: Dujonia railenensis
Lineage: Eukaryota; Fungi; Ascomycota; Pichiomycetes; Serinales; Debaryomycetaceae
Source: the annotation of a GenBank genome assembly
AUGUUUAUAUUGUCUGAAAUCUCGGAUUUGGUUCGUAUACCACCACAUACGUUCAAUAUCCCCAUAAAAGAGUGCAUAACGAACGAAUUAAGCAAAAAAUACGCGAACAAAGUGGUGUCUAAUUUAGGACUAGUAGUAGCUGUAUGGGAUAUAUUGGAUAUUAAGGAUGGAUUGUUGAAGCCCGGUGAUGGUGCAGCAUUUGUAGAAACUAAAUUCAGAUGUGUAGUAUGGAAGCCCUUUAUAGGAGAAAUCUUGACUGGCUGGGUUCUGGAAUGCACUUCCGACGGGGUCAAGGUGAAAAUGGAGUUCUUUGAUGAGAUCUUCAUACCCAAGAACUACUUUUUCGAGAACUGUUCAUUCAGACCAGAAGACAAGGCUUGGGUGUGGGCACCGGACGAUGAAACGGAGUUAUUUAUAGAUUUGAACGAAAAGAUUAGAUUCAGAAUAGAAGAAGAGAUAUUCGUAAAUAUAAAACCCAAGUCAAGUGCCGAGGCCGUUGGGCUAGGACAGGAAGACGAAGAGAACAAAAAAGAUAAGAUUCCUCCGUACGCAUUAUUGGCAUCUUGUCAAACAGAUGGUAUGGGGUGUGUUUCAUGGUGGGAUUAA